This is a messenger RNA of Chaetomium strumarium, 1151 nucleotides long. RefSeq lists its product as uncharacterized. The record is from RefSeq and is a predicted model, not a curated record. Bases 278 to 946 code for a protein of 222 amino acids. The transcript is spliced from 2 exons. NCBI's taxonomy places the organism in Eukaryota, Fungi, Ascomycota, Sordariomycetes, Sordariales, Chaetomiaceae.
AGAAGCGGCCGAGGAUCGAGUGAGUGGCAUGAUGAAAUCUUGUUGCGGUUUUGAGACAAGAAGAACAAGGGUUGUAGAACGAGGAGAUGUCGAUACCCGGCUUAAUGAGAGGUCAAAGACGCGCACCACAGUUCCUUACAGUGCUGUAAUGUACGUGUAAAUUACCAGUACGCUUGGCAGCCGAACAUCCGUCACGGCUUGGCAUUUCAGCAGCAUUUUACCAGGUGAACCGCAUCAGUUGGCUUGCUAUUUCCCCAAGCAACGGCGCCGGACAAUCAUGUCUCUACCAGUCCGCGCUGCGUCGCGGGUCAGUGCUCGCACUCUCCUUGUCAAGGUUUCGCCGGCGCCGGUAACUUUGACGGAACGACGGGCCAUCCUUCAAGUGCUGAAGCGGCACGGCGAGGUCGAGGUCUUCAAGAAGCUCCAUGAUCCCGGUCACUUCAUCUCCGUGUUCUCACACGCCGAAAAAGCCGCAGACAUCGUUGCCCGAAGCCCCCUCGAAUUCGACUACGUCGACCAGCAGCAUGACGGCAAGGGCACUGCCAACAGCCCAACGAGCGGGCCGAGUCAUCCGCAGAAGACGUUCUAUGUUCAGAUAAAGGAGACAUUGCUGUACCAACAUAGGACGCACAUCAGAGAGAACCCCAUUUACGGUCGCUGGCCAGCACCGAACGACAACCUUCUCCUAGAGCAUUCGAUGACCAAGGCUGCGCUGUCCCAGGCGGUCCCGCAGGGCAUGGCUCACGCGGGCCUCGUGGACUGGGCGACGUGUGGCCAGCUCGACGCCCAGGAGACCCUCACUUCUAAAGCGGAUCACAUCGCCGCACGCCGAAGACGCCGGAUGAACGAGUCCAAGUUCGAGAGUCUGGUCGGGGCUUACAAUGCCAGGCAUGCGGCGAGCGGGAGGCUGAAGGAGGGUGACCAUGGGAAAGAUGUCCACGACUGAGAUCCGGCUCGGACACAAAUACUGCGCCCAGCUGAGCUUAGGUUGGAUCAUUCUGCUUGAGUAUCGCAGUCUCUCGACUUCUGGGGGUGACAUACUCUACCACGUCGAGUCGAAUCCCGAGAUGGCGUGGGUCAUCAUACGUCUCGACAGCUGUGACCAGCCAUGCGUGGUCGGCGCGGCGCGACCCGACAUGUGCCCUGGUUCA